This is a messenger RNA of Myiozetetes cayanensis, 1857 nucleotides long. RefSeq names its product fatty acyl-CoA hydrolase precursor, medium chain-like. NCBI's taxonomy places the organism in Eukaryota, Metazoa, Chordata, Aves, Passeriformes, Tyrannidae. The record is from RefSeq and is a predicted model, not a curated record. The transcript is spliced from 11 exons. The coding region runs from base 385 to 1842 and encodes 485 amino acids.
UGGGGGUUUUUUGUUCGGUUUUUUUUUGUUUUGGUUUGGGUUUUUUUUGUAGAGUCUUUGUUUGUUUACGGGGUUUUAUAAAGGCGUUUAACUGUUGACAGCGCUGGAAGCUGUUCAGCCCUCCCCCGUUUUCUUUGCCCGUAGCCCUGGCAGCAGAUUAACUCCGGUCGGCUCCCUGGUUGUUCCCGGGCGGCGCGGGGCCCUUGCCGGGAUCAGGAAACGCUGAGCUGCGCUGCUCCAGGGGCUGUGUCAGCAUGCUGGGAGUGUUCCCGGUCACGGGAAUUGGGCUGCGCUCCCUGCCCGCAGUGCCCUCGGCCCGGACCUUUGUACCUGCUCUGCCGCAUAAAACCAGCGAGUCAGCGGCAGUCCAACGGGGCAUGAAGAAUGGCUCCUCAAAGGGGGAUUGCGCUGCUUUGCUCCCUGUUCUGUAGUGUUGCGUUCCUCUGGUGUGGAGCAGCAGGACAGAGUGGUGCUGAGCCAGAGGUGACUCUUGAGCUUGGACGGCUCAAAGGGAAGCAAACAAAUGUGAAGGGAACAGACAAACUUGUAAAUGCAUUCCUUGGAAUUCCUUUUGCAAAAGCCCCCGUUGGAUCCUUGAGGUUUUCCCCACCUGAACCACCUGAGCCCUGGAAUGAUGUGAGAGAUGCCACCUCUUACCCACCCCUGUGUCCUCAAGAUCUGUCCUUGUUGAAAACAACUGAAAGAAACUUCAAAGAAAAACACAUUCCCUUCCGAACUUCUGAGGACUGUUUGUAUCUCAGUGUUUACAGCCCUGCUGGUUCCAGCAACAAGGACAAGUUACCUGUAAUAGUGUGGAUCCAUGGAGGCAAUUUUAUAUUUGGUGGUGCUUCUAGGUAUGAUGGUUCAGCACUGUCAGCCUAUGAGAAUGUUGUGGUAGUAAUAAUUCAGUACAGACUUGGACUCCUUGGAUACUUCAAUACUGGGGAUGAACACGCUCGUGGGAACUGGGCUUACUUGGACCAAGUGGCGGCUCUUCGGUGGAUCCAAGGAAAUAUCGAACACUUCGGUGGAGAUCCAGGAUCUGUCACGCUCUUCGGUGUAUCUGCAGGAUCUUGCUCUGUUUUUGCACAUGUUUUAUCUCCUUUGUCUAAGGGUCUCUUUCAUAAAGCAAUAUCAGAGAGUGGAAUUUUACUUCCCCCCAGUAGAGAGUUACUUCUUUCAGUAGAUCCUAAGAAAAUUGCAGGUAUCUUUAAGUGUGACACAAGCAGCUCCCUCUCCCUGUUAAACUGCUUAAGGAAGCAGGAAGCAGAGCAUAUCAUCUUCAACACCACGGACGUACCAUUUCUGCCCAUAAUUGUGGAUGGAGUAUUUCUUCAUAAGUCACCUGAAGAGAUAAUGGCUGGAAAAGAAUUUAAUGCAGUUCCAUUCAUGAUAGGAGUCACCAACAAUGAAUUUGGCUGGAAUAUCAGAUCUACAUCAAAAAUAACAGGUCUGAGGGAAAUAGGAGAUAAAAAAUCGAUCACUUCAACUUUACAGUUUUUUCUACCAAUGAUGGAUCUGCCAUCAGAUUUUCUGCCCAGGAUAGUGGAUGAAUAUGUAGGAGACACGGAUGAUCCUGCUGAGCUAAGGGACCGGUUUCUGGACUUGCUGGGGGAUAUGGCAAUUGUCAUGCCAGCCAUCAAAGCCCUGAAUUAUCACAGGGAGUCUGGAGCCCCCACCUACUUCUUUGAGUUCCAGCACCGCCCCAGUUCGUACUGGGACAGCAAACCAGAGUAUGUGAAGGCUGACCACGGGGAUGAAGCUGGCUUUGUCUUUGGAGGGCCCUUCCUGGCUGGAGAAAUUCAGCUGUGCAGUAAGGACCAGUCCUUCAUGUUCCCAUAGAGAUGAGCCUUGGAA